This is a messenger RNA of Rhineura floridana, 5454 nucleotides long. RefSeq names its product jade family PHD finger 3 (gene JADE3). Gene Ontology annotation, cellular component: histone acetyltransferase complex. The coding region runs from base 822 to 3284 and encodes 820 amino acids. Gene Ontology annotation, biological process: regulation of transcription by RNA polymerase II. NCBI's taxonomy places the organism in Eukaryota, Metazoa, Chordata, Lepidosauria, Squamata, Rhineuridae. The transcript is spliced from 14 exons. The record is from RefSeq and is a predicted model, not a curated record.
GGCAGAGUGGGAGAGAAGGGAAGGGGAAGAGGCGGAGCCUGGGAGACAGCAGUAGCAGCAGCGGUGUCAAUAAUACAAUAGGGCUCUUGUGCCGCCGCCUGGCCUGGUAAGGGAGAGACUACAAGGGCAAGGGCCUUGCUCACCCUGCAAGCACCGGGAAGAGGUGGAGCGGCGGCCAAGGAGGCGACAUGAUGAAGAGGGUGGCUAGGUUGUAGUCGAGACAAGCGCAGGCCGACGAAGACGGAGUGGAAAGGGAAACGUUGCUGUGGCUGAAGAGGAACCAGAGAAAGAGAUGGGUGGUAUGAAAUAGCAGCAACAGCAGCAGCCUUGGCCCUGAGCUCCGGGCCUUGGUGCGCGCACACGCUGUUGCUGCUGGCGCCGCCCGCUCCAGAGCCACAAGGCUUUGAUGAAUCCAUUUUGUGUUGGAUUUUACAUUUCCACUGUGCUGCUCCCCCGAGUUCAUAGAUGGCAAGGAAUGGCACUUGAUCAAUGUGCUAGGAGGAUUAAUUGAGUUUCCAUCUGUGAUGGAAAUGAAGGAAGAACUUCCUUUAUAAAUAUAUGAAGAAAUGUUCCCUGAAGCAGAGAGUGCCCCUCCAGACAGCAAUAAUGUGAUAACAUUGGGGAAGCAUUGUGGAACAACAAAUAAAGCAGAAUGAUGUGUGGACAGUCCAGUAUAAAUCCACCCCCGUCGCUGGAUCGUCACCUUGUAGUGGUAGGUAGAAGCACCUGCAUAUCCACAGGCAGAAGAACUUAGCUGGUGUGGGUCUGCGAACACAUUUAACAUUGAUGUCCUGUGUAUUAUAUCAAAUGGAUGCGUCAGGAUGAAACGCCACAGGCAUCUAAGCAGCAGUGACAGUUCAGACAAUGAAAGUCCUUCCACUUCUUUUUCCUUUUGUUCUAAGUUCAGAAGCAAAUCAAAAACGCCAGCAAAUGAGCAAAAGAAACCUGCUGAGGUAUUUCGAAAAGACCUCAUUAGUGCCAUGAAACUUCCAGAUUCUCAUCAUAUUAAUCCAGAUGAAUAUUACCUCUUUGCGGACACAUGGAAACAAGAAUGGGAAAAAGGUGUGCAAGUCCCAGCCAGUCCAGACACUAUUCCGCAACCUUCUGUCAGAGUUGUAGCAGAAAAAGUAAAGCAAGUACUAUAUACAAGGCCUAGAAAGUAUAUCCGUUGUUCAAGUCAAGAGCCCACGGAACCUGGCUACAUCAACAUUCUAGAACUGGCAGAAUCAAUGUGUCGUUAUGACUUGGAUGAUAUGGACAUCUUCUGGCUUCAAGAAGUAAACGAGGAGCUUGCUGAGAUGGGAUGUGGGCAGCUUGAUGAGAACACAAUGGAGAAGAUGGUAGAAGUCCUGGAACGUCACUGUCAUGAGAAUAUGAACCAUGCCAUUGAGACAGAGGAAGGGCUGGGUAUAGAAUAUGAUGAAGAUGUAAUCUGUGAUGUGUGUCGGUCCCCUGACAGUGAAGACGGGAAUGAUAUGGUGUUUUGUGACAAAUGCAACAUCUGCGUGCAUCAGGCAUGCUAUGGUAUCCUAAAGGUUCCUGAAGGAAGCUGGCUGUGUCGUACUUGUGUUCUAGGUAUACACCCUCAGUGUCUCUUGUGUCCAAAGAGAGGUGGGGCUAUGAAAGCUACAAGAACAGGCACCAAGUGGGCACAUGUGAGCUGUGCUCUUUGGAUUCCAGAGGUAAGCAUCGCUUGUCCUGAAAGAAUGGAACCAAUUACAAAAGUAUCCCACAUUCCACCCAGUAGAUGGGCUUUAGUUUGCAGCUUAUGCAAAUUGAAAACUGGUGCUUGUAUUCAGUGCUCUGUGAAGAGUUGCAUCACUGCCUUUCAUGUCACAUGUGCCUUUGAGCAUAGCCUAGAGAUGAAAACAAUCCUGGAUGAUGGCGAUGAAGUCAAGUUCAAGUCGUACUGUCUAAAACAUAGCAAAACCAAGCAGAACUUGAUGCCUGAUACAGAUGGCAAUCCCAAGAGCACAGCAGACCAGAAGCAGACUGAAAGUGAGAAAACCAGCUUGCGUGCUCAGAAGCUUCGGGAACUGGAGGAGGAGUUCUACUCGUUAGUGAGAAUUGAUGACGUUGCAGCAGAACUGGGCCUCCCUAAGCUCACUGUGGACUUGAUCUAUAAUUACUGGAAAUUAAAACGGAAAAGUAACUUUAAUAAACCAUUAUUUCCUCCCAGGGAGGAUGAAGAAAAUGGCUUGGUUCAGCCAAAAGAAGAUAGCAUUCAUACUCGAAUGAGGAUGUUCAUGCACUUAAGGCAGGAUCUAGAGAGGGUAAGAAAUCUUUGCUACAUGGUAAGCAGAAGAGAGAAGCUAAAACUUUCUCACAGCAAAGCACAUGAGCAGGUCUUCAAUUUGCAAGUCCAGCUUAUUAAUCAGGAAGUUGCUGCAGGCCAUUCUCUGACAAGUGCACUAGAGAACACACUGUUUUAUCCACCUCCUAGAAUCACCUUGAAGCUUAAAAUGCCAAAAUCAACACUGGGGGAUUGCAAAAAUAAUCUGAAAUCUGGUAAGCCCCUUUCUCCUGACAACAAUGUCAUGGUUUAUAGCAAAAAGGGUAUUCCAGUAUCCAAGGAGACGUUUGUUUCAAAUAUGAAGUCCUAUUCAAGAUUUCAGCACGAAAACAGAAGCAAUGGCUUACUGGGUGGCAUCGUCAAGUCUAGGAAUGAAGCAAAGGAUUCUGGACCUGCACACACAUCAGACUUCUAUCGCGGACAGUCAUCUGGCAAACCCUUAGCACUUCAAGCUGCAUUGCAUGGACAGUCCUCCAUUGGGAAUGGGAAAAUUCAACAGCAUUCUAAACUAGCAAAGUGUAAUGGCUUAAUGAGCAGAGUUGGGGAUGUCACCCAGCGAGACAGCUCUAGCCAAACAACAUACGAGCAACAGUCUGUGCUCUCUACUCACUUGGCUAGCCAGAGCAGCUUCAGAAAAUCCACAAUAGAACACUUUAGCAGGUCCUUUAAAGAAGCAACGAACAGUUUGGUGAGGACCACAGAAGAUAUGAGAUGCUGUGAAAAGCCCUCAAGAAGGCUAUCAAUGAGAGAGCGUUCAUGGGGCAAGCAGACCCUUGAAUAUCAAAUGGGGAGUGCUCCUUACCAGGACAAUGAUGGGUAUUGUCCUGAUUUGGAACUCAGUGACUCUGAAGCUGAGAGUGAUGAAAAUAAAGGACAGAUCAGACUGAGGAAAAGCAGCUCGGAGAGAGAGAUCCCAAGUAAAGACUUCAGUCGAGAUUGCCACAAUAGAAGCAAAAGAAAUUUGAUUUCUCACAGUUCAGUACAAAGGUGAUUAGAAACCCCAUGAUAAUGGCAAUAGCUCAACCUUUGUCUAAGAGUACUAAUGCAAACCUUGGAAAAUCUGCAGGUUAAAGAACACUGUGCCGGGCCUAUAAGCAAAUGACAAACUUGUUUUUCCAAACAGUGAAUUGGUUUGCCCUUUUGAGAAGAUUGUUAAUUGUUUUUUCCCCUAUAAGUAAAGGUUACAUUAAGUAACGCUUCCAGAAAUAGUUUUAUAUAUCCACUUCCCUCUACGGAAUGUAAUGUGAUGGGCUUUGUACUAAUGGGCAGGUAUUCAAAAAGCCCUUCCAUCAUUCUGUGACAAUCUGCAAGAUGGAUCAGACAAUUCUUGUUGCAACUUCAGUAUAGUCUGUCUCCAUGAGAACACUUAAGCAAUCUCUUACCUUUUGAGUAAUUUAAAACUGGCAAAUCUGUAUGUUUGAAAUUGUGAUGUUUGCUUAAGUGGUUUUUCUUUUCUUUUUUUGUCUGGCUCGGGACAUAUGUGACUACUAGACAGAAAUCAUGUUCUCAACCAAUUUUUGAACAAGUGGUGUGAUCCUAAACACUUGAAAUAAGAUCCAUUCUAACUUCAUGGGACUCGCUUUCAAGUAAAUAUGCAGAGGAUCAGUAUGCAUAUAAUAGUUUCUUCUACCCUAGAUUUAUAAACUCCACAGUCAGUGCUGCCAAACACACAGACCUCUAGUUUCCCCCCCCCCCCGACUUGUAGUGUGCUCCAGCUAAAAGUUGUUUCCCUUUGCUGUAACAGCUUGCUUUAUUGUGCAAAUACUCUCCUAGUAUUUUUAAAUUGUUUUUUAAUCCUUGCAUACAUAGUAGCUUGUUGUGGAUUGCACUUGUAAAAUAUUUUGUCCAGCCAGCCAGUACAAAUGGCUGAUAUGUGAAUAGUGUUUAAUACUAGAAAUACAUAAUCUCUAAACUAUUCAGGCAAUCACCGGUGAUGCCAGAUUCUCCUUUAUCAACUCAGAAGGCUUUUGAAAAAUUUAGUCCCACAGCACUGUAUCUAUUCCCCUCCCCACACACACUUUUUUUAAAGCUAGCAAAAGGUUUUUCUGAUUUCUGAGCCAAAACAUUAAAAAUCAGUAACUACAUUUUUUUUUCAGGGGUGUGUGUGUGUUUCCAAGUUUAAAUAGUCAGACAUAGUAAAUUGAAAUAUUUUUGAUUGCCAAACAGCUUGGGAACUACUUAGGCUACUUUAUUGUCUAAUUAGAUUUUUUACAAGAUGCUUCCUAAUAUGUGUUUAAAACACAAUAGUCUCAAAGAAAUUAUUCUUUGUUCCUUCACACCUUUGAUUUUUAGUUAGAAAUAGACUUCAGCAUCCAAAAAUGGUUUGUUUAAUGGAAUCAUUAGUUUGCUUUCAUUAAUGAAGUUCUAUGACAUAAAGCAAAAGUAACUGGGGUUAAUUUUAAAUCCAAUAAUUAAUAUGUAGCAAAAAAAUAAGUCACAUUUUUCUUGAAAGCCUUAAAUCUGUUACAUUUAGUUGUGAACAAGGAAUUUAAGAUGCGAGAUUCCUCAAGGAAAUAAAAGAAAUUUGACAAUUGUACAUUAUUUGCUUUAGGCAUUCUUAAAGUUUGGUUUCUUUACUCAUUUUUAUUGUAUGUUUGUGUAACUUUGUCUUUUUCAAAGAGAUUUUAUUUUUAAGGCAUUUCCUUUUGUGUAAAUAUACAGUAGCUUUUUUUAAAAAAUGUUUUGUUGAAAAAUGGUUGGCCUUUUAUGUUGUCAGCCAUUCAGAAUGGUGCUUAUAAUGUUCACUUCUCUAUACAUUGAUUCUAGUUCUUUUUUAUAUAUUUAUUGUUAGCUUUUUUUUCCUGGUCAUGAAGUAAAUAGAGUUGAAAAUGGGAGCAAUUACUUCAGUGGCUAGAAGGAAAAAAAAAUCAUGUUUCAUGCCCAGUGGCAUGAGAACAAUAUAAAGGGUGGGAAAUGGUGCUUCAGUAAGAUCCCAGAGUUUUGCUAAUUUAAGGGUGAUGACUAAAAUAUAUAAGUUCAGGCAAUAGUGUUUUUUUAAUUUUUACAUUAUUUUAAUAGAUACCUGAAGGAGCUGUUGGCUAUAUAGCUUUCAAGUAUCUGUCUCCAAAGUAUAUUUGUUAGUUUUUACAAUGUGUUCAGUGGCUAACUUUGAAGUAUUACCUCUUAACCUAAUUUGUUGUUUUGCUUUAUAUUAAAAUAUA